AUGUGCGCAUUCAAACCCGACUGGGGCAAGCGCACAGGUGGUGCAUCUGGUCCUGGGACUCCUAAAUCCAAUCUAACUCCUACUGCUCCUUCAUUCACUCCUGGAAAACAACCUCAGCCUACUCCAGCGAGCCUCAGCAAGUCUUUCGAGAAACUCAGUCUUUCAUCAGGUGGGCAUUUGCUUGCGAACUACUUCGAGAUCAAAGUCGGAACGGUUUCAGAACUUUGGCGGUAUACCUUGAGUUUCCGGAAGCUGCGGAAGGGAGGUGAUGCCGCUACGCCGACCAAAGGAAAGGGCAAAGAGCAGCCAGCCCCAAAUCCAGCCGAGGACCGCGAUGAUGACGAUCCUGGUGUUGGGCGUGCCAAGAAGAGAAGAAUCGUGUGGCUAGUAAUGAACGCGUUGCAACAGUUCACGAAAAUUCCCAUGGCCACCGACUAUGGCACAGAGGUAAUCACUACCGGCGAGAUCCAUUUUCGAAACAAUUCACCUACACUCCAUAUCCGGUACUAUGAUGAAUACCAAGCUGGCCCACACCCGGAUUGUGAUGUCUUUGACGUUACUCUAUCAGAGCCUAUCAAACUCUCUAUCGGUGAACUGUUCAAGUUCCUCAGCACUGAUAACAGCGCCGUCACCGCAGAAAACUAUCAUCGGAAGGAAGAAACUAUCAAAGCCUUGAACACUGUCUUCAGCUACAGACCAUAUCGCCGUUGCUUCUCUUCGCGGGCCAAUCAAGGAACGAUGCAAGAUGCAAAGUUGACGACAGUGAAUGGACAGAGAUUCUAUGGAGUUGCACUCCGUCCUGGCAACCGGGUCGAGACUGAAACCGGAGACGCUAUCGUUGAGAAGAAUCUGGCCAGUGGUUUACAAGUAAUUCCAGGGUUUGCCAGAAGUGUCCGCGCCGUGCUCGCGCAGCAAGGUCGACUCUACCUUAACAUCAACACUUCUACGCAAGUCUUUUAUGAACUCGGAACGUCAAAGAGCCUUCAACAGCUGAUCAAUGCAUGGAAAAAGGGCAACUACGAGAACCUCCCUUGGUAUGACGUGCGACACCCGCUUGCCGGCUUCCUGAGAGGUCUACGGGUAAGGACAACUUAUCUCGGCCCUGACAAGGAUUUCAUUGCAAGAGUGAGCAAUAUUGCAACACCGCGUACUCCAAACCAAGAACCCUUUCCAGGAAAUUGCCAAAUGCUUCCGGCGAGACUACAGGGCAUUCAGAGUGUUUCCAACUACUUCCGUGAGAAUCAUCAGGACAUCUCAGGCAGAGUAAGUAAUGAUAUCGUUGUUGUUCUCGGCGAUGGCGAUUUCCGCAAGACCAUCCCAGCAGGCUGUCUUGAGGUCAUACCUGGCCAGAUGAAUCGCAAUAUUGCCGAAAAGCCCAGAGCUGGGAUCCGAGGCCCCGUUGAAAACAAGUCCCUGAUAAUACAAAAAGGCAAGGAGGUAUUCCUCGGACCCGGAAACAAAGAACCAGGCGCCAGCGAGUUUGGUCUUGGACUUGAACAAAACCUUGUCCGAGUGCCGGUGUUCAAGCUCAAGCAACCAACUGUAAGAUACGGGGUUCAAGCUUCGCAGUCGGGCAGCCAGUCAGAUCAAGUUGACUCUCAAUCGCUAAGGUACGGAUCGUGGAAUCUUGUGAGAAAAUCGUUCUUCAAGCCAGCCAAGGGAUUCAGAUGGACAUACGCUGAGCUUUGCCUUGAAGGUGGAACACCUGCCACGCAGAACGUCCGGGACACUUUUAAGGGGUCUUUUGGAGACCAACUGGGCAGCCUUGGCAUCAAGAAUUCAGAGUUCGUCCGCCAUCCCCAACGUCCAACGCAUAUCUAUCGAUUGCCGUGUACGCGCCUGCCAGCCCCUCAUGAACACAAUGCCAUCAAGCAGCUAGGCGAUGGAAUCAGAACUGUGCUUAGAGAUCUGAAAGAAAAUUGCCGCGUCCACCUUGCAGUUCUCCUUUUACCCCGGAAAGAUGUCGAGCUCUACAGUGCGAUCAAACAGAUCGGAGAUCAGGAAGUGGGAUUAUCAACCGUUUGCCAUGUGCUAUCGAGAGUUGGAUAUGGACCCACGGCUACGUUUGGACCCAAGACUACCCCUGACUUUCUUGGAAAUCUGGCCAUGAAGGCAAAUCUGAAGCUGGAUGUCUCGGCGGUAAAUCAAGCGCUCGACAGCAACGACAAAGGGCCAAUCCUGACCCCGACUACAAUGAUCAUCGGUAUCGACGUGACGCAUCCAGGUCUGGGGGCCAUGAAGGGAGCUCCGAGUGUAGCUGCGGUCGUGGGCAGUGUCGAUCCAGAGUUUUCUCAAUGGCCUGCAAGCUUGAAGGAGAACGUUGUAAGUCAGGCAACAGUUGACGACAAGGACAGAAAGAAAAAGGACAAAGAGUCCAAUGAAAGGGUCGUCAAUCUCCAUACGCUGGUCUAUGAACGCAUCCUCGACUAUUACACACGCAAUAAGAAAUUGCCUGACAAGAUCAUCGUCUAUAGAGAUGGUCUGUCCGAGGGUCAAUUUGAGAUGUGCAAGACGCAAGAGUUUCCUUCUAUCCAGGAGGGGGUUCGAAGAUUGCUCACACAGCUCAACCAGCCGCAAACAAAGCCCCCUCCAAUCAUCCUGAUCUGCGCCGUCAAACGCCACAACACUCGUCUGUUUCCAGAGACCGACAAGGAGAAUGAUGACCUGUUCAUCGGACGUGGCGGCAAAAGUGGUGGCGGCGGCCAAGGAGGCGGUCAAUACAGAGGCCGAGGCGACAGCAGGGGAAGUGGCAGAGGCAGAGGUCGAGGCAAUAGCAGUAAUAGAGGCAGAUUUGGCGAAGAUGGUUAUUCCAGCGGUGGUGACCGCGGUGGUCGCGGUCGCGGUCGUGGUGGAGGUGGCGGUGGUGGUGGCCCAGGUCCAUCAUCAGGCCCUCCUUACAACCACAACCCUCUUCCAGGCACACUGGUCAAUUCUCACAUCACAUACGGCGAAGGCCAGGACUUUUUCCUGAUCAGCCAGAAGGCCAUCCAGGGAACAGCCCGUCCCACACACUAUGUGAUUUUGCACAACGGGACGACCUUUGGUCGCGACCAAAUCGCCCAGAUGACGCACAAUUUGUGUUAUCUCUUCGGCAGGGCCACACGCUCGGUCGGAGUCUGUCCUGCCGCGUAUUAUGCCGACUUGGCUGCCGAUCGGGCUCGAUGUUACAUGCGCAGAAUCUACAGUCCUGGCAGUACGAAUCAACGUUUUGAUGCCGCCAUGGCGAACGUGAAUUUGAAGCUCCAUCCGGAUCUGGAGAAGACGAUGUUCUAUCUCUGA
Exophiala dermatitidis NIH/UT8656 is the source of this 3279-nucleotide messenger RNA. RefSeq lists its product as uncharacterized. Gene Ontology annotation, molecular function: protein binding; nucleic acid binding. The record is from RefSeq and is a predicted model, not a curated record. Bases 1 to 3279 code for a protein of 1092 amino acids. The transcript has a single exon. Lineage: Eukaryota; Fungi; Ascomycota; Eurotiomycetes; Chaetothyriales; Herpotrichiellaceae.